AUGGAAGCAAUGUAAGAAUUGGUUUGCCGGUUUUCCGACCUGUCAAGAUACGCUAAUGCUAUAAAAAAGUUGGGUAGUAGUAGUAGGAUCAACGGGUAUAUCGCCUGAAAAGUAAGAUUGUUUUUGUAGCAUACUGUUUUUAAAGGUAUAUAUUAGGUUGUCCGGAAAGUUCUGCAAUAUUUGAGUAGGUAAACUUUGAAAAAUCAGGAAAAAUUUAUUUCUUGACGGAAAGAAAAAAUUCUUUUUUUGUUUGUUUGUUUGUUACCUAAAUUAUUCAAAAAGGUAAGUUACAUAACUUAAUUUCAUUUUUUUGUAUUGUUUUAGGUAUUAGAAAAAAAUGGAAAUCUCGCCUGCGCGUGAUUAUAUGGAAUGAAUUCAAACGCGGAAAUACUGCGGCAGAAACCUUCAGAAUCAUAAACGAAAAUGAGGGUAAGAAUGUUGUGAGUUAUUCUACGGUGACCAGAUGGUUCGCAAAGUUUCGUGUGGACGAUGAGAAGCUUGAAGACAAACCACGUGCAGGAAGACCCAGCAAACUUGACAAAGAUGCCCUGAGGCGCAAGAUUGAAGAUGACCCACAUAUUACAAUCCGGGAGUUAGAAGAGUUACUAAACUGUGGAAAAAGUACCAUUGAUGAUCAUUUGAAGGCAAUGGGUAUGGUCAAAAAGUUGGACAAAUGGGUGCCUCACAAUUUGACUGAUCUGCAAAAAGCCAAGAGACGGUGUGCUUCCGAAAAGCUUCUGCAACGCUGCAAAAACGAAGAAUUCUUGGAUCGAAUUGUAACUAUUGACGAGAAGUGGACCUCGUUUAACAAUACUAGAAGAUCUACAAGUUGGUGUAAGCGUGGAGAAGCUCCUAAGCCCGUUCCGAAGCCAGAAUUGCACGAAAAGAAGCUUAUGGUGACUGUCUGGUGGUGUAGCUCUGGAGUGAUCCAGUACGAUUUCAUGAAACCUGGCCAAAGUAUUACGGCCGACACCUACUGUGCCCAGAUUGACAAACUGCGGCACAAUCUUCCAACAAUGGUCAGAAGGAGGGGUCCGAUCAUUCUGCAGGAUAACGCACGGCCCCAUGCUGCAAAGAAGACCGUGGCAAAAUUCAGGGAACUGGGAUACGAAGUCUUGGAGCGCCCUCCUUAUUCUCCAGACUUGGCUCCAACGGACUUUCACCUUUUUAAACACUUGUCUUCGUUUCUUAAUGGAAGAAUCUUCAAAACUCCGGACGAUGCCAAGAAUGCCUUCAAGAACUUCAUCAACUCCAGAAACCCGGAAUUCUACAAUCGUGGAAUAAAAAAGCUUGUAAAUCGUUGGCAAGACUGUAUUGAUUCAGACGGUAAUUACUUUGAUUGAUUGUAGUUGUUAAUUAUAUUGUUAUUAUUGUUAGUUCAAAAGUGAAUAAAUAUUGCAGAACUUUCCGGACAACCUAAUAAUUUAUGUUUCGGAAACCAUAUUACAGCAAUAAAAUUACUUUCAACACAUGCCAAACAUAUAAUUCGAUAAAACGUUUACAUAUAGUGUUAUUAAUACCAGGUUUAUGGCUUCUUUGACAUUGUUUGUAUCUUUGGGUGAGAGAAAGCUCUUUUCUUUCUCAACGUAUCCAUGGCACAAGUUGGAAGAAGGGGCACGUACGUGUCUACAAUAGCAUGUUUUUGGCAUUAACAGCAUAUUAGUUAAUUAAAUUGUGUUGAGAGUUAAGUAGGUGAUAAACAUAGCAUGUGUAAUUAUAGGAAAUUAAGGUUUGAGUUUUAUGGUUUAUACUUUUAUUUUUACAGAAGCGGAACCAAUUUUAGUUUUAAGGGGGAAGUUUAUUUAAAAAAUGUAAUUUUGAGUUACAGUUUUUUUAUCAACUGUUAAAUUAAAUUUGAUGCUUUUAAAGGUUAUAUCCUAAUGCUAUUUUCUAAAGUGCAGACUGGGUACCUUUCUUGUAAACUUUAAUAGAAGAUUUAUAACAUCAGAUAUUACAUAUUCCACCACAAAGGUGAUCUCGCCCGCGCCUUUUUAAAUUAUGUCAGCGGCAAAAGCAUGAAAAGCAUUUCCGUACGUAGUGGACAACAUUUGUUUGUCCUUUCGCACAUUUCGAAUGAUGUAGAUAUAGUAGAAUGACCGAGAAGCAAAGGUCGUCGCUCGCGAAUACGAAAAGACGGAACGGACUUCAAUUAUAAUAUAUUUGCUAUGGAAACUAUAGUAUAUUCUUUUGUGACAAACUAUAUUACGAUUGUGUUGCGGUUUUCAUAAUUUUUUUGGUAAUAAUGUAAUUUCUUAGCCACGUGAAAAAUGUAUUUAUAUAUUACAGUAAAUGAGGUUAAAAAUAAGAAUUCUAUAUAUACGUUUUGCCACGAAACACUGCUUUGUCUUUACGUGUCAGAUUAUGUAUUCAAUUAUAUCGGCUUAGGAAUCAUGAAAUACGAUUGUUUUUACGUAUAUCGUAUGUUUGUUCAGCUGAAUAAUGCGGUUUAAAUCGUAAGCAAGCGUUAUGUACUUUCAAGACUUUACUUUACGGCAAGAUUUCAAUUGGUCUUUGUUGUGUUUUUUCUAUAAAGUUUCGGACCAGCUGGUGUGAAAUUUAAAAACGUUUAAAAAAUGUCUGGGAAUAAUACUUUUUUUUAUUUUAUAUUAUUUAGAAUUUUUUAAUUUACGAAAACAUAAGCUACAUGUUCGUAGCACGCUUUUCUACAAUCCAGGUGCAUUUUCAAGCCUCUCCAAACGUUUAAAAGUGAAAAGCCGAUUACUAUGAACAAUGUCAAGUUUUUAGCAAACACAAUUCUAAUAUUUAAAUUCUUUGGUUCGCAAAGUAUAUUGAACUUGUUUGACAUAGAUUUUUAAAAUUUUAUUGUUUUUUAUUAUACAUUAUCUUUUGUGGACCUUCCUUCUUCUAGAUUAUCUACUUUUCUAGCCAAGUAUCUACCCUUUGACCAGCCAUAAUUACGUUGGAAACUUAAUGUUUAUUUAUAUUACACAUGAGACAUUUCCCUUGGAAUAUUAUAUAAUGUUUGGCUGAAAUUUGAAUACUUAGAAAACAUUAUGUUAUUCAUUGUGAGUCAGUUUUAUUUGACUAAACUUUUUCGAUUAAUUCAAGCAUUUCCAUUUUAAUGUUUUCGACCUUUUCAAGUUGUGAUAAAGGUGAUGUAAAUGUUAUCAGCGGUUUUACAACAAGUUUUGUCAUUUUAUGUACUUAUGAUUAAUUAAAAAUCUUUUAAAAUAGUUCUAACAUCGUUCUAGACUUGGAAUGUUUCAAUUUGAUUACGCUUUUAUACCUAAAGUAACGUGAACUUUGUUUAUUUGUCUUAUCUCCAAACUGAUAAAAUGAAAUUGGCAUCGUUUACAGAAUUCCUGAUAAAAUUCGGCCCUUCCACUCCCAUUCAGCCCCAAAUGUCUUGUCACAUCAACCUUCGAGUCCGAGCAGUUCUUCCACGUCCGCCGAAGAAGCGGAAGAACGGCGAUUCACGUUGGUGCGACGUUCGGCUUCGUGGAACGCGCAGCGUCGCACCGUGCGUCUGGCACACGAUCCGCUUCCGUCACCGUUGGGAACGCCGAUUGAUGGGAUUGGCAGUUUCGGCAGUCAGUGUAAGUCUUAAAGUUAAAUUUUAAUUUAUGAUUUUUUAAAUUAGAGGUUAAAAAAAUAUAUUUUUUAAAAUUUUAAUUUAAAUUUUCAGCACCAAAAGACAACUCUCAACAGAUUCGAACCAGUUUAGAGCCUUUAUCUUCGGAUGAGUUUAGGCACGAUGAUGACGACUCUAUCUACCACACGGUUCAGAAGACACUAUUUGAAAACUACCAUUCGGUAGCGUACUUAAUCAUUAUUAGUACUGUAAGUUUUUAAGCUUACUUGGUAAUGGGAGGCUUGGUUUUGCUAUUGUCUAUGCUUUUUGUUACCUAAAAACGAAAUUUGACUUAUAAAAGCUUUAUAUUCAUGUGAAGCAAAAUUUAUUUUGUUGUACAAAUUAAAGCUCUUUUUUAGUAUUUAAUAGCGUUUGCUGAAUAUCUAUACCUUCGGUUAAUGGCAUUUGUCCAUCCUGAUGAUAUUGGUUAUUAUCCAUCGUGCCAAAAACACAUUAACGAAACUAUAGUAAGAACAGAGUUCCAUUACGUGUCAGCGACCAUCGUCUUUCUGGUUAUUGGCGCCUUUCAAGUCAGCGUGAGUUCAGUUUCUUUGUGGUUGAUAUCAGAGUACCCACGGGCUCCGGACCUGGAGCUAGAGCUAGGAUUUAUAAAGAUGCUCUGAAGCUAGUUUUGGAUCUUGUUAAAAUUUAGUUUCAAGUAUACAGUGAUUUUACGACUUUUUUUAUAAUUUAUACUUCAAAUUUAUAUUGUAUAUGUUUUAGUGUUUCUUUUUACUCACCAUUUCUGGUCGAUGGCUCACAGUACGGCGGACUUUGAAGCGGUUUAUUAGCAUGGAGGAGAAGCUACGCAACGAAGUAGUGUUUUCCAUAAAACGGGUUAUGUAUCAUACUGUAUUUCCUACUUUUUGUAAGUUUUUUUUUAUUUUUUACUAAAACUUAUCAUAAUAAUUUCUUAGCUUCUGAUAUAAUUUCAUUUAGAAUCUAGAUUGAAGCUUCAAGUUAAACUUAAAAAAUGAAUUAACCGUUUAAUUUUUAGUAGUUUACACCUGUGGCUCAGCAGUGAUAAUCAACGCCAUCUUCUACAUGGUCGGGAUGCGAGACCCGAUUGAAUCGACCGUAUCUCAAGUUGUAAUAUAUUUGUUUGACGCGUGUGUACUUCUUUACUUUUUGGCGUUCCCCAUCGUAUGUCUGGUGUACCAUCCUCAAAUACGAUGUUGUCUGAAGGCUCGCAAUGUUAGGGCUUCUCGGGCUGCUUCAGAGUCUCUGCCCAACCAUGCUACGGCACAUUUGGUUGGAUUCAAGAAGGCGUCUGAAGAUAUCAACGAUCCCACUCAUCUACAGGUUAUUAUUGCUCCGAUUCAAACGUCCGUGUGA
Messenger RNA from Bursaphelenchus okinawaensis, 4927 nucleotides. The record is from the annotation of a GenBank genome assembly. NCBI's taxonomy places the organism in Eukaryota, Metazoa, Nematoda, Chromadorea, Rhabditida, Aphelenchoididae.